GCUCACUGUCAGUGUAAAUGUCAAAUUAAUGACUAAAGGGAGUUGACUCCAAAUUUAUUGUGUUUAUAAUUUCGAAUUUUAUUUUCUAUUUAAAAUAAAAUGGAACUGUGGAAAAUUUGUUUAGUUUCAAUAAUUGGAAUAUAUUUCUGCACCAAUAUUCAAUUUGUAUCAGGACUUGAAUGCUACGUUUGCUCGAAUCAAACUGGAAACACUGAGAAAUGCCUCAAUACCAUUAAGACUUGUGAACCAGGCGAGGAUGUUUGUUUCACUGAAAUUCGAUGGGGCAGUCAGCCGUAUUUCUCACAAGGUGCCCUAAAACAGUACUACGUUUCAAAACGAUGCAUGGCUAAAAGCCAUUGUCAGAAGCAAAGGAAACGCUACACCCCAUACUGCACCCAUAUUUGGUAUGAGGAUUGGACAUGUGCCGAAUGCUGCCAGGGGGAUAGAUGCAAUUAUUUUGUUAUUAGUGGAGCACCAAACCUUUCAGCCUCAGCAAUUUAUUUGAUUGUUUGUAUGAUUUUGGCAUUUUACAAACAACUUACAUGAAAAAAACGUAAUAAAUGUAAACAAUCAAGCAGAAGAAAAGAAGUCCAUAUCAAUCAUUCCACAUGUAGCACAAUAUUACCUAACAUAAUCGAAUACCUUUUGUACGAAUAACUUCUCGUUAGAAUAACAAUCUGUUGAUAGUGCCUUGUUUUUUUUACUUCAUAUUUUAUAUUAGGAUAAGACUUAAGAUGAAAUCCAUCCGUCCAAUUUUUAAAUUUAAAUAAAUAAACGAUUUUGACAAAACAAAAUG
This is a messenger RNA of Eupeodes corollae, 796 nucleotides long. RefSeq lists its product as uncharacterized. The coding region runs from base 100 to 546 and encodes 148 amino acids. Lineage: Eukaryota; Metazoa; Arthropoda; Insecta; Diptera; Syrphidae. The transcript has 3 exons. The record is from RefSeq and is a predicted model, not a curated record.